AUGCCCCCGACACAGCCGCCGCCCUUGGACACCGAGGACGGCGGCCUGCGCACCUCGCACACGCCAUCCCCGACCCUCGGCCUCCUGGCCAACACCUUCGCCCCCAAGCUCCCCAGCACCGUCUACGCCGACGCCGACGCCGACGACGGACGACGCCACGCCGCUCCGUCGACGUGGCCCGAGUCCGAGUACCAGCCGGCCUCGUCGACGCCUCGCGACGCCUCGCCCUCGUCCCUGCUCUCGCCCUCGCCCUCGCCUUUGAUAUCACCGCCACCUCCGCCGCCCGAGGCCGCGCCCGUCCACCCGAUACCCUUGCUGCAGGAUGCCUUCAGGGAGUCCCUCGACGAGGCCACCGAGGGCACCGACGUCGAGAAGCCGAGGCUUCAGGAUCUCGAUGCCGAGUCCAGGUGGGAGGCGCUGCUCGCCCAGGACAAGGACGCGUCGCCCUUUGGCAGCACCUGGCGGUACCGACCCGGCCAGCAGCAGCACGAGCUCCUGAAGCUGCUCGCGCAAAUCUCCUUUGGCGUCUACCUCCUCAUCAACGGCAUGGCCAGCAGCAACGACCAGGUCUUCAGCAUCCUCCAGAGCCACAUCGACGAGGUCGACCAGUUCCUCGAGGUGGCCCUCCAGGACUUGGACCAGACCGUCUACGACCUCAGCGUGCGCGCCGAGCACCUCGAGCUUCCGCUGUCCAACGGCCAGGCCUUUGAGGAGCUGCUCGAGGACCGCAACUUUCGCUGCGAGAUUCUCGACGGAAACGAAAAGAUCGACCACGUCGUCGCCCGCACCAACGCCGCCCUGAAGCAGUGGGACGAGGACAUCGAGAUGGGCCUGCGCUCGGCCGCCGCCUUCACCAGCUGGCUCGACGACGAGAGCGCCGCGAGCCCGAGGCCCGACCUCGCCGACGUCUUCGACGCCAUGAAGGGCAACGCCAAGGGUUGGCUCGAAACCUUUGACGACAUGAACGAGCGCUCGCAGGAGGUCAUCAACCUCAACAUCCACCUGACCACCAUCGUCGCCGAGAUGGAGAAGAAGGCCGGCGAAGUCAGCCGAAGGACGUGGGUGAGUCUCGCCGGGAGGGUGCCGUGCCGAACCGUGCGUCAUGCCCAGGAAGCUGAUCGGCCGCCGCAGUCCUCCAUCCCUCCCUUCACCGUCCCUCUUAACCUCGCCCGCGGCUCCCAGGAUAGCGGCCACCCCCGGUCGACGGCCUCGGGCUCUUCCUCGCAAUCGGGCGGGAGGGAUGCCGCGCGUCAAUCCUUCAGCGUCUACAGUCCGUCGGGCACGAGGCCAGGAACCAUGUACACCGUCAACGGCGACAACAUGGAGUUCCCUGUGCCCGGCGGGCUGCCUCCCGUUCUGCCCCUCGCCUUGGUGAACAAUCCCGGCGGCCCCAAGUCGAGCGCGCGAUCGCCCGAGGCCAUGCCGGCCGUGGGGGAUGCCAACUAUGUGGCCGAUCGGCUCAGCGCCACGAGCGGCGAGCCGCUCUAUGUCCUGCAGCCUCAUACCUACACGCCGAGGCACCCGGAGCCGCCGGCCCUGUCUCCCAUGCUCGAGGAGCCGCCGAUGGUACUGCCGAGCCACGACAUGCGACCCUACACGUCGGCGUCGGGUGGCAUGACGGAGAGUUCGUGGGACGACCGGGAGCGGGGGGACGGGUCCUUGCGCAAGCGGGCGACUCUCCGAAAGAACAUUCCCGACUCGAUCCGCAUCCCGCCGAGGGCGACAAACGACACCAUCAUGCACGGAGCGGUGCACGCGCAGCACGCGACGCCCCGGACCACAUCCUCGCAGGCCUUCGACGCCGCCUACGGAUCCGACGCCGACUUUGGCCCUCGUCGUCAGCCCUCCAAGGCGAAUUCCAGCUCGAGCCAGCGCUCGCAAGCCUUGCCCUCGCCCCGCUCCGACCACCACCAGUACUACCAACCCGUCCACGCCUCGCCAUACUCGCCGCUCCAGCAGCGACCUCACACCGCCGCCGGUCCGCGCCCGCCUCAGUUCCGCUCGGCCUACUCGUACAACCACCCCCAGCCGCAAGGCGACCCGGGCAGGGCCGGCGGCGUCAGCUCCGCCACGUACGACAGCCACUCCGUCCCCAUGUCGGCGCGAUCGCAGAGCGGCGAUGGUGACGGGCGGGGCAAGAAGAAGAAGGGCGCCUUUGGCUGGAUCAAGAAAGCCUUCAGCCUCGACGAGGAUGAGAAGGCCGCCUUCGAGGCGCGGAAGACGAUGGUCCAGCAGGAUGCCUAUUACGAAGCCAACACGCCCAAGUUCCUCGACGGCAAGCGGAUCCGUGGAUGA
This is a messenger RNA of Drechmeria coniospora, 2295 nucleotides long. RefSeq lists its product as uncharacterized. The record is from RefSeq and is a predicted model, not a curated record. NCBI's taxonomy places the organism in Eukaryota, Fungi, Ascomycota, Sordariomycetes, Hypocreales, Ophiocordycipitaceae. The transcript has a single exon. The coding region runs from base 1 to 2295 and encodes 764 amino acids.